Molecule: messenger RNA, 2924 nt
Organism: Ceratitis capitata (Mediterranean fruit fly)
Lineage: Eukaryota; Metazoa; Arthropoda; Insecta; Diptera; Tephritidae
Product: V-type proton ATPase 116 kDa subunit a
Exons: 6
Coding region: 146-2647 (833 amino acids)
Biological process (GO): vacuolar acidification; proton transmembrane transport
Cellular component (GO): vacuolar proton-transporting V-type ATPase, V0 domain; vacuolar proton-transporting V-type ATPase complex; plasma membrane
Molecular function (GO): ATPase binding; proton-transporting ATPase activity, rotational mechanism
Source: RefSeq, a predicted model, not a curated record
CGAACUAGCAGACGUCUUUAUAUUGCCGACAAGACAAGUUCUAAAAUUAAAAAACGUGGGGAAUAGAAUUUGUGUUGGACAUUUUUUUGUUUCUAUACGUUAAAUAAGUUGAAGCGUGGAAUAGCGGCGAGACGUCUUCAUCAAAAUGGGGGACAUGUUUCGCAGUGAGGAAAUGGCAUUAUGCCAAAUGUUUAUACAACCGGAGGCUGCAUACACCUCUGUCUCGGAACUGGGCGAGACUGGUUGUGUACAAUUCCGUGAUUUGAACAGCAACGUCAACGCUUUCCAGCGAAAAUUCGUCACUGAGGUGCGCCGUUGCGAUGAACUCGAACGUAAAAUACGUUACAUUGAGGCGGAAAUUAAGAAGGAUGGCAUUGUUUUGCAAGACAUUCUUGACGACAUCCCCCGCGCCCCCAAUCCACGCGAAAUUAUUGAUUUAGAGGCACAUUUGGAGAAAACCGAAAAUGAAAUUCUCGAGUUGGCUCAGAAUGAGGUUAAUCUCAAGUCGAACUACUUGGAGUUAACCGAAUUGCGUAAGGUGCUCGAGAAUACGCAAGGUUUCUUCUCCGAUCAAGAAGUACUGAACUUGGACUCCAGCAACCGCGGCCCAAAUGCUGUUGAGGAAGUCGGUCCACAAAAUCGUGGUCGCUUGGGUUUCGUUGCGGGCGUUAUCAACCGCGAGCGUGUAUUUGCGUUCGAGCGCAUGCUCUGGCGUAUUUCACGUGGUAAUGUUUUCCUUAAACGCUCAGAUUUGGAUGAUCCACUCAAUGACCCCCAAACUGGUCAUCCAAUCUACAAGACCGUCUUCGUCGCCUUUUUCCAAGGUGAACAGCUCAAAAAUCGCAUUAAGAAGGUAUGCACAGGUUUCCACGCCUCCAUGUAUCCAUGCCCCAGUUCGCAUACUGAACGCGAGGAGAUGGUUAAAGGUGUGCGUACCCGUUUGGAAGAUUUGAAGUUGGUCCUGAGUCAAACCGAAGAUCAUCGUAGCCGCGUGCUAGCUACUGUAUCCAAGAACUUACCAUCUUGGUCAAUUAUGGUGAAGAAAAUGAAAGCCAUUUAUCACACCUUGAACUUAUUCAACAUGGAUGUCACAAAGAAGUGCCUUAUCGGCGAGUGUUGGGUGCCUACCAAGGAUCUGCCUGUAGUGCAGAAAGCUUUGUCUGAUGGUUCAGCUGCGGUGGGCAGUACUAUACCGUCGUUCUUGAACGUGAUUGACACCAACGAACAACCACCAACAUUCAAUCGCACAAAUAAGUUCACACGUGGUUUCCAAAAUUUGAUCGAUGCUUACGGUGUAGCUUCCUACCGUGAGGCAAAUCCAGCUUUAUACACUUGUAUUACUUUCCCAUUUCUUUUCGCUGUAAUGUUCGGUGACUUGGGUCAUGGUUUAAUUUUGACUUUGUUCGGCGCUUGGAUGGUUAUAUACGAGAAGGGGCUGCAAAGAAAGAAAGCCGGAGAAAUUUGGAACAUAUUCUUCGGUGGACGUUAUAUUAUACUGUUGAUGGGUCUCUUCUCAUGCUAUACCGGUUUCGUUUAUAAUGAUAUCUUCUCCAAAUCAAUGAACGUCUUUGGCUCCACUUGGAAAAUACGAUAUAAUACGUCCACAGUUGAAGAUAAUACCGUAUUGCAAAUAUCACCGAAUCACAGUACCUACGGCGUAUAUCCCAUUGGAUUGGAUCCAAUCUGGCAAUUGGCCGGAAACAAGAUCAUUUUCCUCAACACCUACAAAAUGAAAUUAUCAAUCAUCAUAGGUGUAGCCCAUAUGAUCUUUGGUGUUUGCAUGUCUGUGGUGAACUUUGUACACUUCAAGCGUUAUGCCAGUAUAGUAUUGGAAUUCCUGCCACAAAUUCUGUUUUUGCUCUUGUUAUUCGGCUACAUGGUGUUUAUGAUGUUCUUCAAGUGGGUAAAAUACAAUCCGAAGACCGCUUUCCAGCCGGAUACUCCCGGAUGUGCGCCAUCUGUUUUGAUUAUGUUUAUCAAUAUGAUGUUGUUUAAGAGUACGCCGGCUUUGGAAGGUUGCGACGAGUACAUGUUCCCAGCACAACCAGUGGUUCAGCAGAUAUUCGUGUUCAUUGGGUUAUUGUGUAUACCUUGGAUGUUGUUGGGCAAACCGUUAUACAUUAAAUUCACACGCAAAAACAAAGUACACGCCAAACACAAUGGCGAUUUAACUGGCAAUAUCGAACUUGCCGAAGGUGAAACCCCAAUACCGACAAGCCUUGAUGAAGCUGACCAUAGCGGCGGUGCUGGCGGCCACGACGACGAGCCAAUGAGCGAAAUCUACAUUCACCAGGCCAUCCACACCAUUGAAUAUGUGCUCAGUACUAUAUCCCAUACUGCCUCUUAUCUGCGUUUGUGGGCUUUGUCUUUGGCUCAUGCACAAUUGUCCGAGGUCUUGUGGAACAUGGUGUUGUCAAUGGGUCUGAAGAGUAGUGACUACACUGGUGCCAUUACCUUGUAUUUCAUCUUCGGCGCUUGGUGUUUGUUCACACUGGCCAUCUUGGUUAUGAUGGAAGGUCUUUCAGCUUUCUUGCAUACCCUGCGUUUGCAUUGGGUGGAGUUCAUGAGCAAAUUCUACGAAGGCUUAGGCUAUGCCUUCCAACCUUUCAGUUUUAAGGCAAUCUUAGAUGGCGAAGAGGAGGAAUAAACAGUGUUCGCCCUCGAAAGUUGUUAUGUAUUCGCAAUUUGAUGCGAUAUCAGUAUUGUGGUACUCUUCCCACACAUAUAAAGUGCCUUCCAGUUAAUUUUUCCGUUGGUGUUUAUGAGUAUUUUGUCGGUCUGCGUUGUAUAGAUGUCCUCUACAGUUCAUUAAGGUAUUUUUUUGUUUUUGGUAAAAUAUUUUGAAUUGUCAUAAAGUUGUAUUUAUGUACUAUUAUGAAUUGUUUCAAAAGGAUAUAAAUGUUUAUAAAUAUUAACUACGAAAA